Eucalyptus grandis is the source of this 1996-nucleotide messenger RNA. RefSeq lists its product as uncharacterized. The coding region runs from base 116 to 1996 and encodes 626 amino acids. Lineage: Eukaryota; Viridiplantae; Streptophyta; Magnoliopsida; Myrtales; Myrtaceae. The transcript has 3 exons. The record is from RefSeq and is a predicted model, not a curated record.
CAAGCGUUAGGAACGCAGAACCACUCAAGUGCUAUUUCUUUAUUACCAAAACCUAAUCUGUCAGCUUCUUGGGAGUCACACAGCAUAAGAGAACGGCAGAAGACAUCACGUCCCCAUGAAAUCGUUCAAUCUGAUAUCAUCCAUAGUCAGUAGACAAUGGCCUGCCUCAAGAGAUUUCUGGGAGGCAUGGGGCAUCCAAUUGCUGCUCACGAUGAGCCUUACUUGCCAGAUCACCCUCGUCAUCCUCGGCAGCCGCCGGAGGUACAUGACAUCGAACAUCACCAGAUACGUCAUCCAAACCGCCUACUUGCUCUCUUCUUACCUUGCGACUAUCGCCCUUGGCAAGCUCACCUUUGUCCAGAUUGACAAUCCUGAUCGACCUGACUACAUUACCGAGCUCAAGGGGUCGCUGGCACCGUUGCUCUUGAUGCAGCUUGGGAACCCCGACUCCAUAACUGCAUACUCGGUCGAGGACAACCGGCUCAGUGGUCGGCAGAUGCUGAGUCUGUCUGUCAAGGUCAUUUUCGUUAUCUGGAUCCUGAUUCGUUGCUGGGACAGCUCGCCCCCUGUCCCAUUAAUGUACAUCUUCUUGUCUGUUGCCGGGAUUAUUCGAUCAGCAGAGACAGUUUGGGCCCUCGCGUUGGUGUACUGGAAGAGAUCGGGCGCAUCAGCCAAGGAUAUCUUCGAUGAGGAAACUGUUGGCAAGUUCUUUGACAAGCAGGCCCCAUGGCCGAUGGACCAAGAGAUCAUCUUGAAGGCAUACUAUCGGUACGAUUGCUUGAAGCCCCACAUUGUAAACUGGCUCUACCGUCCGAAAUCGCUAAAGGAAUCUCAGUUAACUGUAGGGCGUGAUGUAGCCUUCAUCACAACUGAGGUCGAACUUGGAUUCAUGUAUGACGUACUUUACACCAAGCAACCGAUUCUCUAUAAACGGCUCGGUCUCAUCCGCCGCUUCACGAGCUUUUCCUGUCUAGUCUCAGCCUUGUGUGGAUUUGCCAUUAACUUCAAGAGCGCCUUCAUGAUAGACAUGUACAUCACCUACACUUACGCUUUGUUGAUUGGAGUCACCACUCUAGAAGGUUACCAACUUGUUCAACAACCUUUUUCGGCAUGGGCCAUUGUGGAAAUGAGCCGUCACCAAAGAAACUGGCCCAGGUUGACAAGGCCGUUGAACUUCUUAGUUGAAAAGUAUAUGAAGCGGAAAAGGUGGUCGAACUCAAUUGGGCAACUCGACUUAUUGGAUCAUCGCCUGAACGAUGAGUGGCCCUGGUCCAUCGGAAGAAUCCUCAAACACUUGGGCAAAAAAGAGGUGACCUUGAGAAGACACGAAAAGCCCUUCACCAAACGCGGCGAGUGGACGCUUGAAGCUCACAAACUCAGCGGCGAUGUGGAGGGGACGCAAGAGCUUGAAGUGUUGGAAAAGAACAUCUCGACAACAUUUGACAGAAGCAUCACCAUUUGGCACAUGGCAACUAACAUCUGCCUCCUUUCAGAGCGCGCUGAUUCUCCGUAUUGUAAAGGAAGCAAACUGCUAUCCAAUUACAUGAUAUACCUUCUGGCAUUGCGACCCUACACGUUGUCCCUAACGACUACUGACAUCACAUUGGAACAUGCUUGCGCCAUGUUGAAGCUAUUUCUCAGGUACAGAGACCGCAAUGUGGCCUUGGGGACAUUGUCGUCAGAAGAGAAGGUGCUCGAACCCUCCCUGGAUGACAUCGUGAAGGAGUGGCACGUGCUACGGGAUGCGCAGGAAUUGGCUGCGAUGCUGAAGGACAAGAACUACAAGUGGCAGAUCAUAAGCAGCAUUUGGGUGGAGAUGUUGUGCCACGCUGCAUAUAGAUGUCAAGUUUACCAUCACGAGAACCUGUUGCGGCAAGGCGGAGAGCUUAUAACUCAUGUAUGGCUGCUCUUGAUGCACCAUACUGAUAAGUAUAAACCCCUUUCCAAGACCAAGCCGACCAAAGAAACCGAAGGAAAGUCGCAAGAUGAGUUGUGA